Molecule: messenger RNA, 1641 nt
Organism: Thelazia callipaeda (thelaziosis nematode)
Lineage: Eukaryota; Metazoa; Nematoda; Chromadorea; Rhabditida; Thelaziidae
Source: the annotation of a GenBank genome assembly
AUGACUAGAGAUAACUGCUUAAGUACAACACCACGAGCAUUUGCCCCUGGAUCUUGGGUGCAGCAGUUUGACCCAUCAUCUGGGCAAACAGCAUUAAGUGCAGCACAAGGCGUCGCACAAGUCGCAGCACCUCAACAAGUAGCACCUAAUGCCAUUGGCAGUGAGGUUGCUAGGUCAGCAGUUGCCGCUGCUAACAGAGGACCCAUUGAACCAGUUCUACAGCAGCGGCUUUUCAACGGUUUGUUAGGACCAAGAAUAGCAUUGCAUGAAUUUGAUUCAAACGGGUACAAUGCUGAAGGAGGUGGACCAGUUGCUUCAGGUGAAGCUUUGUCGUGUGAUUUUGAUUCUCGGCCAUGCUGCUGGGCAAAUGUUCCGCCACCUGAUGAUCAACUCGACUGGCAUUUAGCUACUGGAGCACCAAACUCACCGCAAUUCCAAAAUGCACCUAUUCCAAAUGGGAAAUAUCUGGUAGCUUAUGCUAGCAAUUCAGCUCCUUCAGACGAAGCGCAGUUUGCAUCAUGUGCAAUUGGUUGCGCAUCAUCACCUAUUAUUGUGAGAGCAAGACACUGGCAAUCCGAGAAUGUUUUGCUACAAGUAUGUCAACGAGAAUCAUUUCCAAAUACUGUUAACUUCAAUCCGCUAUUGAACUGCCAGGAAUUUCCAAUGGUAAAUAGUCUUGGCGCCACCGAAGUGGUUCUUCCUAAAGCUUCACUUACUGACAUAGUAUUUGUGGCUAGCAACUUUGUUAGUGAACAAGGUGAUAUGGCAAUUUUGGAUGACAUUGAAGUGAUUUAUGAAAGUGAAGGGGAAGAAUGUGGACUUGAACAAGAAGAUCAAAAGUCACAGAUAGAAGAGAAGACAACAGUAGCAGUGAAUUCGAUAGAAGACACCAAAAAUUCUGACUUCAGAAAUAAUGAUAAAGACUCGGUUCCUGAAACAAAGCUUAUGACAUCAGUAACGUUGAAAAAAGAAAACUUGCAUGGUGAAAUUCAGCCUUCGAAAGUAGCAUCUUUUGCUGAAUCUGAUUUGCUGACAGAAUCAGAAUUAGAAUCUGCAUCUGGUCUUUCUGCUCGUUCAUCUUCACCCAAUAGAGUAUUUGCAUCCAAGACAGCUAAUACUUUACCCAGCUUAUGUAAUAAUGUCAAAUGCACAUUCGAAAACCAGAAUAUGUGCAACUAUAAAGAAGCACACCAAACUGAAUCAAUUCGUGGAGUGACAACAAGUUUCCAAGUUGUCACUGGACAAUACAUGAACAGGAUCACUGGUGUUAAAGAGGGAAUUGAAGGUAAUUAUUACGCAGCAACAUUUCUAUAUCCACGAGAAAUAGCUGGACUAGCAAUAGAUAUUGCUGAUUUGAAAGAACCAAUUCGAUUAAGAUUCCGAUAUUACGAAGGUACACAUGGUGUACAACUGAAGGGAUGUUGCGAAAAUUUGGAACAUUGUUUGUUUGCAUCGGAUAAAUUUGUUAGUGUCGAGGAUAGAAUGUGGAAGAUGUCCUCAUUUACUUGUUCAGCAGGCACUUCGAAGAUAUUAUUUGUAUGCGAGAAUACAAGGACGAAUCAAGGUUCCUGUGCAAUAGAUGAUAUUCAAAUGAUUGAAAAUGAUGUUCCAGACUUGCGACUGGCAAAAAAACUAUGCUGA